This is a messenger RNA of Cucumis sativus (cucumber), 2339 nucleotides long. Its product is annotated as telomere repeat-binding protein 5. The transcript is spliced from 10 exons. NCBI's taxonomy places the organism in Eukaryota, Viridiplantae, Streptophyta, Magnoliopsida, Cucurbitales, Cucurbitaceae. The coding region runs from base 500 to 2062 and encodes 520 amino acids. The record is from RefSeq and is a predicted model, not a curated record.
CCCCCCUUCAGUUUUCUUUUAUGAGUUUCUUUUUUUCUUCCUAAAUUUCGAAUUAUUGUUGAAAAGAUCUGAACUUUGAUGGUUGUAUGUAAUUAUUGUCGGAAGAUAGAUGUUGGUGAGCAAGCAAUUUUGGAUGGCUGAUGAUAUUCUGAUCUGAUUCGUGUUUCAUAUUGUUAGUGAUGAUCAUUACUUUUAUGGGUUAUGGAUUUUUAGAAGAUUUUGCUGCCAGUUCUGAUCUUGAUAACUUGUAAUCUUUGGGGGUCUAUUUGUGUUUUGGAAUUCCGAGGACCAAGGGUACUACUAGAAGGAGAGUUGACGACAAACAGUUGCAUGCAUUUAUUUGACUUACUGGCCUCUGUAGCUGGAAAUUUUUCGUUCGAGAGGGAUCCCAACAACAUCCUUUGAGAUACCAACUGUAAAAGGUGAAGGUCAAGAUUAUAGUUUGAAGGAACAAUUUUCUUCGCAUGAAGAAUCUCCUUUAGGAUUUGCUCCCGAUGUGAUGGCUGAAAAUUUGAAACAACAGAAAACCAUUGAAAUGGAAUGUCCUGUUAACGAAGUUGCCUUUUCUAGUCACUUGAAAUCACUUGGCCGCAAUUUAGAUGGUGGAUGUGAGAUUAUGGUUAAAGAUAAGUCUGAGAAGGUGAUGAGUGGUGUUAAUAUGGCAAUGUGUAGGUCUCCAGAUCCAGUAGUAUGUGACCGGAAUCCACACAUGUGGAUUUGUUCAGAAAAUGGUUUCAAAGUGCCCCCAUGCAAGGACCAUGGUCCUCAGCAUCCUUGUCCCACAAGCCAAGAGGUAGUUGUAAUAGAUGAUGACAACAACUUUGGGUGCAUUUACCCAACUACCUCAAGAAAUUCCUUCAGGACAGCUCCUUGUAUUAAAGGUCAUAGAAUAAGAAAAAUAUUGGCUUCAAAGAACUGGAAGGUUGCUGCAAAAUAUGGAGUCAAGAAAAAUAAAUCGGGUGGGUACAAAAGGAAAUUUAAUUUCAAUAAGAGAAACUCCUUCAAGAACCAAAGAUCUCAAAUGAAUAUCCCUUUCAAAAAGAGGAAACUCUUUGAUGGUUGCUUUUCUGAUUGCAACGAUAGAAGAAUUGUUGACAGAAUUUCUGAUUCAAAUGCAAGUGCAAGGGAAACGUCUGCCCAUGGGAAAUCAUCUUUGGUUGCAGGACAGCAGGGGGAUUCUCGUGUGAAGCUGAGGAUAAAAUCUUUCAGGGUACCUGAACUUUUCAUUGAGAUUCCUGAAAGUGCAACUGUCAGUUCACUGAAGAGGACGGUAAUGGAGGCGAUGGGCACUAUUAUUGGUCGUGGUAUACAUAUUGGUGUAAUCUUCCGGGGGAAGAAGGUCAGAGAUGAUAAUAAAACCUUAAUUCAGACUGGAAUUUCUUGUGAUAACCAGGAUGGGUGCCUGGGAUUUACACUAGAGCCUCAUUCUUCGCAAACUCAUUCGUCUUUCUGCCAUAAAGAGCCUCCCUCUAUGCUUCCUUGUAUUAGUACACUCGAGCCUAUAAACGGAUGCAAUCCCAAUCCAACUAUGGAUUACUUAGGCAAUAACAGUACAUUGUUGCUUGAGACUCAUGCAUCCAAGGUGAAUAACUCGUCAGAGAGUGCUCGUGAGCCAGUGCCCUUUCCUGUCGAUACUGCAGUCGUGGAAAGAUCAUCAGACUCUAAAUUAUUAGUGACUGUACCAGGCAUGGAUGUGGGCGCAACGAAUGUAGUUCAGAUUUGUCGAAAGUCUAAUCAAUUUGAGGUUGGCCAUCGCAGAAUGCGUAGACCCUUUUCUGUUGAUGAAGUGGAAGCCCUUGUUCAUGCGGUUGAAACACUUGGUCCUGGAAGGUGGCGUGAUGUUAAACUUCGAGCAUUUGACAAUGUUAAGCAUCGUACUUACGUUGAUUUAAAGGACAAGUGGAAGACAUUAGUACACACAGCAAAAAUAUCCCCUCACCAAAGGAGAGGAGAACAAGUUCCGCAACAACUUCUGGACAGAGUCCUCAAAGCCCAUGCUUAUUGGUCUCUCUCAUCAACCCCAGAAAACUUGCCUUCUUCCCCUCCAACUAAAUCCAUCUAAAUCUUCCUUUCUUUGUGUAUCCCAAAACAAUUCUGUACAAAACAAAAGUGUUCUAUCUCUAGGAAAAGGAAGGUUGUAUAUAUGGUUUAGUUCAUCUUCUCUACUGCAUGCAGAGGCUGGCUCUUCCCGUAAAUUAUGAAUAAAAAUCUGUGUCAAAAGAAAUUCAUCUAUUCUGUUGUUUUCUGAUUUUAAAUUUCCAAUUUGAUUGUGCAUAGGAAGGACGGUGGACAGGUUGGGUGACGUUAAAUGAUAGCAACAGCACUUUGGAUUGAUUGAA